Molecule: messenger RNA, 2007 nt
Organism: Lutzomyia longipalpis
Lineage: Eukaryota; Metazoa; Arthropoda; Insecta; Diptera; Psychodidae
Exons: 2
Coding region: 118-1749 (543 amino acids)
Biological process (GO): SCF-dependent proteasomal ubiquitin-dependent protein catabolic process
Cellular component (GO): SCF ubiquitin ligase complex
Molecular function (GO): protein binding; RNA binding
Source: RefSeq, a predicted model, not a curated record
AAAGGUAACGAUAAUCCGUUAAUCUGCUAUACGCGUUUCAUUUCUUCAAUUAAUUAUUUUUUCCAUUUUUUCUAUUAAAUAAAAGUAAAAUAGAAUAGAAAAAGCAAUUGAAUAACAAUGGAAGAGCUUGAAGAGUCGAGAACAGUGAUUGUAAGCGGCUACAGAGAAAAUGAGGCAACAUUGCAGACCCUAAUAAUGCAGAGUUUCCGGAAAGAUGGAUUCAUCACACAAGUAAUCCUCCAGGAUGGCUAUGCUUUGGUAACAUUUGAAAACGCCCAGAGAGCCCGUGAAGCCUUGCAAAGGCCCCAUUUUUUCAAUACAUUCUAUGGAAAGACGGAACUUGUCCUCAAGCUGAUGGAAGACACCAAUCCGGAAGAUUUGCUCAAACUAUCUCACAGCGAUAAAGAUGAGGUGGAGUUGAUCUCAAAGCUCAAUGAUGACUGUCUUGAAUAUAUUUUCACUUUCUUGAAUCUACGGGAGUUGAGUUGUGUUCAGAUGGUGUGCAAGAGAUUUGACUCUGUGGCCAGGAUCAUCUACAGAGCACGGCGUAUAUUGGAUUUUGACACACUCGCUCAUGAUGGGACAAUCAAUUUCAAGGAUGCAAAGAGAAUUGCUCAAGGAGCUGGUCCGUACGUGCAUACAUUGAUAGCCUCAAAGAAUUCCUUCUUUGCCACGGAUAGGCGUCUGCUCAAGGUAAUUCUCAAGCCGUGCAAGAAGUUGGAGAAUUUGCACCUUAUGGAUUUCGAUGUGAGAGCGAAAAAGACUUCUGGGGAAUUAUCAAGAAUUAUGCAACCUGUGAAGGUGGCAAGACUUGUGAGAUGCAAAUUGACUGAGAAAGUUGCUGAGAAAAUCCUGAAAAAUGCUAACUCGCUCGAGAAACUCGACUUAUCCAAAAACGGCAGGCUUUAUGGAUAUUUUGUAAAGUAUUUGCGUGGAAUGAAAGAGCUUAACGUCAGCAAUUGCAAGAUGAUUUCAAGGACUGAUUUCAUCAAUUUCUGCAAAAUGAAUCCGGAUUUGCGCUCUCUCAACAUUAUCAAAUGCAUUGGAAUUAACCAGGAUUGUCUACGUGCUAUUGCAACGAAUUUAAGGAGUUUGGAGACAUUGGCUAUACAGUACCGAGCGCUCUCCCCAAGUGAUUUUAUAAUCCUUGCUGAUUUGCCCAAACUAAUUCGCGUGGAAAUUAGAAGUUGGUAUAACAGUGAUAACGAUACUUUCCUACGUAGACUGGCCACCCUCAAUCGUUUGGAGUAUCUCGAUACAUCCAUUGAGUAUAUAACACAAAACCUGAUUACAAUGCUUGCCAGUUUUCAUAAUCUUCGUGUACUGAAGCUAAGAUGUGAUUUCCUUUUUGAACCCUUCGAAUUAAAUGGGCAGGGAUUUUUAACACAAAUCCUCCCUAAAGGCAAACUGGAAGAACUCCAUGUAAUUAACAAUAUUAAAAUUACAAACAAUGAUGUUGCGGCGUUUAUUGAACGGUGCCCAACACUACGUCUCGUCGAUCUCACCAAAUGUUCAAGAAUCAGUUUGGAUCUCAUUAAGCUCAUCAUUCCAAACCUUUCCCGGAGGACAGGGAUUUUGGAACUAAUUGUGGGUCAGACGAUGCUUGCAAAAGAAAUUGCAGGACGUGAAAUUGAAUUUCCUGAGCUAAAUGGAAAGAUUAAGCUGGAUCUUACAGUAAAAUCAAUGGACAAGAUAGACCUGUACAGUGGGUACGAGAGUGAUGAUAGUUUCUCACAAUAUGAUAAUUGAAAACUAGGAGAGAGAGUAAUUAUGCUGUUGAAGAAUAAUAAUAUACAUAUAAUGAAUUUUCUGCACUAUCUGGACUCGAACCCGCUUCAGUCCGGGUAUUUGGAGUAAUCAACUCAGCGGAGCUUUAUCCAACUGACCAACCGAUUUCCUAUUGAUGAAGAAGUGAUAAAAGAAUAUGAAGUACCUACCUACAUUAUUUAAUAAUUUAGAAACAAUAAAAUAAAUAUAAUUAAAAAAGAAUCUUGAAAUAAAAAGAAA